Molecule: messenger RNA, 675 nt
Organism: Hibiscus syriacus
Lineage: Eukaryota; Viridiplantae; Streptophyta; Magnoliopsida; Malvales; Malvaceae
Product: E3 ubiquitin-protein ligase RING1-like
Exons: 1
Coding region: 46-513 (155 amino acids)
Biological process (GO): protein ubiquitination
Cellular component (GO): cytoplasm
Molecular function (GO): ubiquitin protein ligase activity; zinc ion binding
Source: RefSeq, a predicted model, not a curated record
AUAAUCAUUAAGUUCUAUUCUUUUCCGUUUUCCAAUCCCCCGACAAUGGCGGAUACUCCGAGCGUUACCCAAGACCCUCCCAGGACCGGUGGCAGAGUGAGCAACGGCGAAGAAAACAAUCGUGGACGUGUCCCCGCUUCGAAGGCUUCCAUCGAAGCGAUGCGGAGGAUGAAAGUGGAAGGGGGCGGCGAUUGUUCGAUCUGUUUAGAAGAGUUUAAAGAGGAUGAGGAAGGUAGUGAGAUGCCAUGCGAGCAUGUAUUUCAUUCGGAUUGCGUGGAGAAGUGGCUGCGGAUGAAUGGGUCAUGCCCGAUUUGUCGGUUUUUGAUGCCGGCUGAGGAAGGCGGUAGUAGUGGGUUGGAAUCGGGAGGUAGGCCGAUUGAUCCAGAAUUGAGACAAAUGCUAUUAAGAGUAUCAAGCUUGGCUAAUUCCUUAGGUUGGAUGGUUUCGGGUCAGAGUCAGGUGGCGCGUGAAGUUGAUGAUGACGAUGAAUCAUUAGCUCAAGAUAUCCAUUGACCCAAGCCUCCAAACAAACAAAUCGGAGUUUAUAUUUGAAGUUGUUGAGAUUAUGAUGUUUCACUAUGUCAUCUCUUUUGUUUACCUCGAAUGAGCACGGAUCAUGUAUUUCAAGAUGAAUAUGCAAUCAUUAUGAAAUUCAAAUUUCUAUUCGUUUCAAAA